Molecule: messenger RNA, 1332 nt
Organism: Mercenaria mercenaria
Lineage: Eukaryota; Metazoa; Mollusca; Bivalvia; Venerida; Veneridae
Exons: 4
Coding region: 515-1288 (257 amino acids)
Molecular function (GO): DNA binding
Source: RefSeq, a predicted model, not a curated record
AAAUGCGCCCCCGCCAUACAUGUGAUCUCCCGCGCGGGAGGGACAAAAUCCCGAUUUUUUCACCUUGCCUCCCGUCUCCCGACCAAAACCACAAUUCUCCCGCUUUUCAAAAAAAAAAAAAAAAAAAAAAUCAAUAUUAUGACUUGGUUGAUAAUUACCGAGGAGUGCCAAACAUGUUUACACAGUAAAUCAAAGUGUCACCGACUGUUGUGUAUUAUACAUGUUUGACACGUAGCUGGAGGAAAGAGUUAGUUUUUCACAGGUGAAUUUUGAUAACACGAUUAAUUGUUUUGAUAAGGGAUUAGACAAGCAGGACCUUUUCCACCUGUCUCAUGGGGCCGAAUAUCGACCCAUUCUCAAUGCCAAUUAGGCUCCAUUUUUUUACCAAUAUGAAGCAAAAAAACUCCAAGUCACAAGAAAUAAUUCCCAGCUGAAAUGAAUUUUUGAUUAUUCAAAGAAAAUAAAAUCACAUAAAUAAUUGUUGGAAAAACCAACCCAGUACUAUUUUUAGAACAUGAAUGUUAUUUCCCCUUAUGCAGUUACGCCAUUUUCUUCCAAUGUUUACCAAAUUAAUCUGCUAAUAAAUCGGACUUAUUUCAUUGAAAAUUGGAUGAAAACACACACUCAUUUAUAUGAUAACUUCAAUCUACAUUAUUUUGUUACUAUUGUUGAAGACAGUAAGGCUGGACAUCUUCUCAUGAAGCCAAGACCAGAAAGUAUUACCAGCAUGGAAACUGACAGUGUUAAAAAAAGGAAAGGUGGGAGCGGGAUUUUCCUGAAUCAGAUACAAAAUCCAGUGACUGUUGCAGUCUCCAGGCAAUAUAAGGAUUUUGACGAACUUCAAGAUCAGGUUAGGCGCUUAAAGAAGAGGGUUCGGGAACUCGAAAAGUUCCAAGAUUCUGAGAAAUCCAGCAAUAAAGCAUCUAAUCUGCCUGAAGGACCAAUCCUGUCCAGCCAUUCAGAAAGUCCUAGUAGCCCUUCACAGAAACCGUGUGAGGAGUAUAAUGGCUAUACAGAACCACAACUGAAGGAUAUGAUCUGUCACGAGGACAGCCUUUUUGAGUGCUGUAAAAAACUUCUGGCUCUGUUUUCCACUGACUACAUUACUACCCAUAGUGUAACUGGUAGGAGAGCAAACACCAGCACAGAGCCCAAACCCAAAUUUGAUCCAAGAUUGUAUGCUUGCUUAAGCAAAGUGUUAAAAGAAAAGUUUCCUGGCACUAAAGACACAGAAAUAACAUUGAAGGUGCGAGCUGUUCAAAAGAAAUGCAAAAAAGCUAAUCAGUAAAAUGAAGGUUUUACGGAAUAAAUUUUUGAUUGUUUAAUAUUGUU